AUGUUUGACACUGCAGCUCUUUACGUUGUUAGGAACAUAAAAGAUCAUGCAGAUAAUAACAUUAAACAUAUCAGAAGUCAAUCAACAGAAGUACCCAUAGUUGAACACUCUGAUGAUUAUCUCGACAACUGCUGCCUCCAAGAUGAAUUGUCCAUAUUACUCCCAGAAGAGUCUAUCGUGGACUAUCAUACGAACUCACUUCUAAAGGCGUUUCAUAUGAAUGGUUACAAAUAUUGCGGAGAGGCUGUGACGGCGUUUUCCAGCUCUUCCUAUUACACAUACCACAUCAUAAAAUCUGUUGCAACUGCCACCGAAUACUUCGUAAAGGUGCUUGACUUGACAAAAUGCGAUGGUGAAUAUGUCAGGUCAAAAGCAUUUCAGCAGGUUGCAAUCGCCGAACAUCUGGCGGAUCAUUGCUGUCAUGAUCCUCACCCAAGCUUUACAGACGGAAAGGACAAAAACGCGAGUCCGAGAUUAAGAAUACAAGGUGGUAGACACCAUGAAGCCUAUGGUGUCCAUCAAAUGUACUCACAACCGUGUCUAAGCGAUCACGUGGGCAAGGACAAUAUUUUACAUAUACAGGACUCUUUUAUUACGCAAGAUAACUAUCUCGUGAUGAUAUAUGAAAAAUGUGCUGGAGGUGAUCUGUGGUCCUUGAUAUCGGAGGCUCGCCAAAACGGUAUGCAAUAUUUCGAUGAAGAACUAAUCAGUACUAUUUUCCUGCAAGUUUGCCUGGGUCUGGAAUAUUUUCACCAACACAAUGUGGUACACGGGGACAUAAAGGCUUCGAACGUCAUGUUGAAGGAUGAAUACAUACCUAUCGUCAAAUUGGCAGAUUAUGACACGUGUCACAUGGCUACCGACCGUCUGUGCUACCCCGGUACACUUAUGUACACCGCACCAGAAAUAUUGCUCAAACCAGGCACAGCAACAACUUACCAAAGUGACGUUUGGGCGCUUGGUUGUUUGCUGUAUGAGUUGUUAACACUGUCGCAUCCCUUUGAUAACCCCUGCUCCGAGGACUCCAUGGUAGAGAAUUUUGCAGCCUUUGAUCGGCACAAAGAAUGGCUCUUGGCGAACCUUCCACAAUGUUAUUCUGCUAAUAUCCGGGCACUGAUUGAAGCAAUCUUCCAGGCUGAUCCGAAUAAUCGCCCAUCUGUCACUAAAAUAAUUGCAAUGAUGGGAAUAAACAGGUUUGGAGUAGCAGCUAAGAACGAUACAAACAUAUCUUAA
Babesia sp. Xinjiang is the source of this 1233-nucleotide messenger RNA. RefSeq names its product Serine/threonine-protein kinase Nek3. The transcript has a single exon. Bases 1 to 1233 code for a protein of 410 amino acids. The record is from RefSeq and is a predicted model, not a curated record. Gene Ontology annotation, biological process: protein phosphorylation. Gene Ontology annotation, molecular function: ATP binding; protein kinase activity. Lineage: Eukaryota; Apicomplexa; Aconoidasida; Piroplasmida; Babesiidae.